Xenopus laevis (African clawed frog) is the source of this 9698-nucleotide messenger RNA. RefSeq lists its product as uncharacterized. The transcript has a single exon. The record is from RefSeq and is a predicted model, not a curated record. The coding region runs from base 817 to 8388 and encodes 2523 amino acids. NCBI's taxonomy places the organism in Eukaryota, Metazoa, Chordata, Amphibia, Anura, Pipidae.
UGUUGCUUCCACUUGUGCUGCUGCUUUAUACUGUGGUCUACAUGUUUGUUCAUUGGUGCAGAUGCAUGCAGUUUUUUUGUAUAUUUAACCCAAUUAUUGCUCAUUCUUCUCCAAAUGUCCACAAAAGAAGUCUAUCAGAUGUAGAAGAUGUAUUUUGGUACAUGGUGUUUUUUUAAAUCCGAUAACUGUUUAUUAUGGAUAAUAUUUUGAAAUUCUGAAUGCUGGAAUUCCACAUGUCAUUAUCACAGUAGACUGUGGUCCAUGAUGGUUGGCAUGUCUUUUAUGCAAAGUUGCAACUGAUCAUGGUUUUCAUUUUAAUCUUUUAUUUUCUCUUCUUUUUUUCCUGGUAUUUGUUUAUUACAUAGCGGGAAAGGCUUUUUAGAUAGGAAAGAUAAAAUUAGGAUAAUUCCUUUUGAGACCGAAGCUCCUGAGGAACUUUUGGAAGACGAGAAAUGCGUGGAGCUAGGGAAGAGACUGAUAGAAGACUUUUUGAAAGAAAGCCAGAGAAUUUGGCAACAGGAAAAUGUAGGAAGGAGGUCAAAGGGCAGUUCAGAGAAACACAAUGAUUCAGCUCCACUUGAUAACUUGGUUUCAAAGUCUUGCGAUGUUCCUAGUUAUCCAAAGAAAUAUGACACAAUUGAUAGAAGACGAUCAAAGAAGCUGACCUACCCAAAAUACAAAGGAAAUAUCAGCAAUGACUUGUUUACUGGCAGCGUGGGCUCAGACGUUCCAGGUCAAAGGACCUCACAGGCUCAUUGUUUAGAAGCUGAAAAUGCAGAGGACAUUCUCUUCUCUGAGUCCUCCAGAUAUGGGCCCAUGCUUUCAUUUUUUCCAGUUUUACGACCGUACAAAAACGGAUUGAUGGUGAAAAGUGGAAAGAUUUCAAAUGUUGAUUGUCAAAAGCAAAAAGAUACAAUGCAGAUAGAAGACACUGAGGCUUAUGUAGGGGAAACGCCAGAGUACAGUUCUGCUUUGGAUGCUCUUGAAGAGAAUGAUAGUAGUGCUUCAGACACUCAGCCAUAUUCACCAGUUUCUGAUGAUGAUUUAGAGGAACUCGCUUUACUCUCUCAGUCUUACAAUGGUCAUGAUUUAGUCUAUACCAAUGGGUUGUCUCUUAAUGCUUUUCACAAGGGUUCCCUUAGUACUAGAGAAGAUCUCCUUAAUGACAAAAAUGCUAUGACAAAAUCCCAAAGAUGUGCAUCCUCAAUGAGAAAUCUGAAACUGUCGCCUGUAGAAGAACCAAACGAAGAGUUUGUAGAUACAAUGGACGAGUUGCAGUGCUUAGUGGAAUCUGUUUCAGAAUACUUGGCAGAAAAAGAAGAAGAAAUAAACAAAUUCCAUGACUUGACAGGAAAUAACCUAAACUCCACUAAUUUGGUAAAUAAACAAAAUGCAAGGGAUGUGAUUGAGAAGCUCCCUUUGAAUGUAGAGGAGAGGGACAAGGAAAGAACUGUACAGCCAGAAUCUCUUACAGAUUUAUCAGGACUGAAAAAUACAGUCAACUGUUUCUUUAGUUCCUUUUCCCAGAAAGUAGGCUCAGGGGCAAAACAAAUUUCAGCAUCCGUAGAGAAAAUGGUUUCUUCCUCUCCAGAGAAAUCUGAAAACCCUAUUAGUGGUGGAAUUUCAAAAAUCUUCAGCAGUCGAUCUGUGGCUAGCGGUAAUCUUCCAAAUGUGAAAAACAGUCAUCAUGAGGACCAAACACUCAAUCAAGAUAUUCCAACUCCCCAUCAAUCAGCCAUAAAAAUGAAUUGUAAUAUGGAGACUAGGAAGCUAGACGGGUCUUCUAUAUCUGAGAUCACAAAUUCACAUACACCAGAAUCUCAUAAUUUACCAAGCAAAAAACUUGAUAUGAAAGUAGUUGACACAAGUGAUGCUUUACCAACACAAGCCUAUGAUUCCUCCAAAAUAAUGCACAAAGCAACGUUGGGCCAUAUGAAACCGACAGAGAAGUCAUCUUUAACAGCAGAAGUUACAUAUAAUCCUCUUUUAAGAUCAAAUAACCCAGACCCAAAGAACACUGUGUUUGAAAAAAUGAAGGACGAUGAAAUAAUUAAUGAUAAACCGAUGGGGAAAAGUGCAGCAGAUUCACCACAGAAAAGUAGUGCAGAAUUCUUAAAUCCACUGAAAAAAUCAAUUAGUCAACUUUUCAGUUUUUCAGAAAGCCCAGUGGACAAGCAAGAAAACCUGGCAAAAGCAAGAGUCUACAAAUCAGAAAACGAUCUCCAUAAAAAUGACUUUUUUUCAAUUGGAAAAAAAAUCCAAAUUCCAUUUUUGAAUUCUUCCAGUUCCUCUGAUUCAGGGGCUAAAAAUAGUCCCUUUGAAAAGAAAGAAAAUGUAGAUUUCCUUGACCAAUCACCUAAGAAAGAGGAGCUGCCGAAACGGUCCUCUCUGCAACAAAUUUCAACAGUCAAGAAAGAUUGUAUGUAUCAAAAUAACGCUGGUGUUGAAUCCAAGAGCAAUGAUAUAAACACUCAGCAACUCUGUGGUAUAGCCGCCACCAGAGAGGAAGAGAACUGUAAAAACAAAAUAAAUAUUUCUUCAAACGGUUCUUGUUCUGAGGCAUCAUGUAACAAUGAGGGCAGAGUACCUUUCGAUGAUAAAUUUAAAUCAAAUCCCACCGUAGAAGGUGAAGGAAGUACAAACACAUUUAUAUCAAAACUGAUUAGAUUUGCUUCCACAGAAAAUCUAUCGACAACGAAAGAAAACACCUUCAAACAGAAAGAAAGCAGCCAAACUGGUAGGACUUCUGGAUUACUCUCAGGUUUAUUUAAGUUUGCCUCUUCCGAUAAUUUGUCUAAACAAAACCCAGCUAAUUCAUGUUAUGGCACUCAAGGUAAAGCUUCAACUGAAGGAACCAAUCCCUUUAAUGCUGAGAGAGGCAGUGACAAAACUGAAGAUGGUUUUUUCAGUAGAAUUAAAAGUAUUUUGCCUAAGCAGGAAGAAAGUGUUAGUAACCUAAAACAACCAGAGGUUUAUCAGCAAGUCAAGCUCCUACAUGAAGAGCAAAAGACGACUUUCAAAGAUAAAACCAACAGCCAUUGUAAAUUGGAGCCACUAUCAAGAGAUGUAUCUGUCCAGUUUGAUAAUGACUUUGAAGACAGUGGGUUGUAUUGGAUGGAUGAUUAUGAGAAAAUUUCAGAAAAAAAUACUUCCUUUGUUCAGAAUAAUAUGCCAGAUAUUUCUUACAAACAUCAAUGGGUGGAAGACAGCAGAAGCCAGGCAAGUUUUGAGUGGGAAUAUGAUACUGCUAGCUGGCACUCUGAUCAAUAUCCUGCAAAUUUAGUUGUCAAUCAGAAUUACCUUUCUAGUCAAACUAAUUUAACUGAAUCCAAUGAUACAGUCAUCAAUUUAUGUCAAAGGGACAACAAUGCCAAUGUAGACUGGAUAUCAUUUAUUCCAGUUGAACAACAAAACCUUGACCCGGUCGAUGUCUGGACGUCAUCUGCGUCUUGUGAACAAGGCAUAAACGUUGCACCUGUUGCAGAAGACACCACCAGUUUUAGUGAAGGAUUGCCCAUGGAUUUGAGUUAUUCUUCAAACUGCGACGGCAACCUUUGGACGUUAAUCGAUCAAGAGUCAUUAAAUCUGGAUGAAAGUAUAUUGUACAAUGAUGACAGCACUUUAUACAGCGAUGAUUAUUUUGAGUGGCUGGCAUUGCUUGAGUUUGGUCUCUGGUGGCCUUCAGGAGAUGGAGAUUGUGGUUAUUAUAUGUACAGUGAUGGUCAAUAUAUAUAUUCACUUCUAACUGAUCCUACUGGGGAAUAUGUUUAUGUGUGCACCCCUGACACAUAUUCUUAUUUAGACUAUGAAGAUCUUUUACAAGGCGAUUACUCUCACACAGAUGACAUUAUUAUUUGUGGAUUCAAAGUUCCUCUGAGUCAUGGGAUUUCUUCCCUCUUUAUGGUGGAGGAGCAAACUGAGCACAACAUGGAAAACUACCCUCUUGAUUUAGCUUCAAACAGGAGUGAUCAGUUAAUGAACAUGAAUUUGGCGACUUUCUCCCACAUGUUUGAAGAAUCGAUACACAGUCAAAUAGACCAGCCUUUAGAUUUUUCAAGUCGAAAACUAAAAAAGGUUAAGGUUGAUUUACGCAGCGAGAGUGACGUGCAAUUCCCUGAAAAGUAUCCAGUAUGCCUUGAUUUAAGAAAACAUCACAAAUUCUCUCCAUGUGUAGAGGAAAGCCAUUCAGUGAGUAACAAAAGUAAAUCUGCUAGUGCCUCGGACAAAGGAAUCGUUAAAAUUCCAGGUUUUAAUAUUUUCAAAUCAAGUAACCAAGAUGAUGUUCAGUCUAUGGACAAACCAAGUUCAGAUAAUAAAUCUCAGUUCAACCCGGUGUCAUCAUUGUUUUCCUCCUUGGGAGGUCUUUUUGGUAAAACUGCAGAUACAAAAGGGUCCUCUGUGAAUGUUGACGGCCCCUCAAAACUGGCUGAUUUUACAACAAAUGAAUUCUUGUCUAGUAAUAAAAACUUUACAAAGAAUCAAUCACAGGAAAGUAUUAAGUUUACAAACAACAUUGGUGAUAUUCAUGAUGCAUCAAGUCUACAUUUAUUGAGUGAAUCACCGAAAAAUACGCCUUUGACUCUACAAACGGACUGUCAGAAUAAAAAUGUUAAUAAUACGCCUCCACCAGUGAAUAUUUCCAAAUUAAAUACUGAUAAUAUGAAUCUAGGAAAGGCAAACCAUGAGCAGUUUCAUGGCGGCAGUGUUGAUGCUAAACCUGGCCCAGAUGUGCCUGAGAAAAAUUUAUUUCAGAGUGCAAUGCAAAUAUUUAACAUUAGUGAAAAAGCAUCUACUAAAGAGAGUAAUGAGACGGGUAACAUUUCUGGAUUCUUCAACUUUUUUAAGACUCAGACAGAUACAGGAUCGUCACAUUCUGUAAAAAAUCCUCACCACCCCGAUACUAAAUUAAUGGACUUAAAAGAAGACAAAGAUAAACCUACAGAUACAACUUCUAACGAAGCUAAAGAAUCGCUAGGAAUUGGCUCUCUGUUUGGCUCCAUAGGAGAAAUCUUUAAAACUGAAACUAUUUCUGCAAAGGUUUCAGAUAAUAUGAAAUCCUCAUAUUCACUUCAGAAUGAGACUGCUGUUGCAGCAAAGAUCAACGCCAGUACCCUAAAUACAGAAAAACAUAAAGAAGCCACUUCAAAAGAAUCAUCUGCUAUUACCUCUAUAUUUGGCUCCAUAGGAGACCUCUUCAAAAUGGAAACAAGUCCUACAAAAGGCUCAGAAAAUAUAAAACCUUCCUCUGAUCCUCAAUGCAGUUCCAUCACUCAUGUCCCAGAUAAACAUGAUGCUAAUGCUCAAAAGGAAAAUACUGAGUCUUCAGGUAUCGCUUCAAUAUUUGGCUCCCUAGGAGAACUUUUCAAAACCGAAACAAUUUCUACAAUGCCUUCAGAUGAUGGAAAAAUUGAAAUCAGUUUUGGGAUUAAUGAGAAUAAGCAAGUUGGGUCAUACAAUGCAGGUCCUGCAAGGAUAAAAACACUGAAAAAACAGGAGACCAUAAGUCAUGUCAGGCGUGAUCCAGAGUGUUGCCAAGAAGAUAAAGAGUUUACACAUUCACAAGAAUCAUUUAAGACAAGGACUAGAUGUUUGAAAAAGCAGGGGACCAUAAGAGAAACUGGCCUGGACCCCCAUCCAGUAACCAGAUCAUAUGACCAAAGCAUGAUGUCCAUGAAUUUAAAUUCACAUAGUGCAUUUGCAGAAACUUCUUCAAAUGCUUGCUCUGAAAAGUUCCACCAAGAAGAUUCUGGACAGUCGUCUAAUGUAUGUAUCGAUCAAGCUAAGCCAAUUAUAUCUGAGAAAAUUCAGUCAAAACCAGUAUGGAAAGAAGAACCUCAAACGAAAUCCUCAACACAGAGCGCCCAGGUGGCUGAAAGUUUGUCACAAACGGCAAGUAGUAUUUUCUCUUUUUUCAGCCGACCUGAAAAACCACAGCCAGCACCAAAACAGACACCAUCUCAGGAUUCUCAGCCACAGGGUCUUUUUAAAUUGCCAUCAUUAUUCUCAUCAAAUAACUCUCAAAGUACAUCCCAGAGUAGUACAUCCUUUUCUAGUAUCUUUGGAUUCUCAAUUUUUGAUGAGAAAAAUCAGACUGGCCCGGACGCCUCAAGAGCAUCAAGGCAAGAUAUCAACAUGUGCAGAAGCCAGGCUCAUGAGAAUGCAAAGCUUAUACAGGACGAAGCUAAUAGAGCAAAUAAGAGUGAAUUAGGUGUAGCCUUUCCAAUAAGUGAUAAGAAAACACAUUCUAACAUAGACUACACCGUUUCAACACAGCUGACAGAUACUUUUUCAGAACAUUAUGACACAACGGAUCCUAAUUUGGACUACCCCAUUUCAGAUACAUUCUCAGAAAAUAAUUUUGUCAGUGAUGAAGAAUCACUUACUAAGUUGGUUUCCCCCAUUUCAGAACAAGUUACAGAUGCUUUUUCAGAAAAUUAUUUAAGGGGAGAUAAAACUCUUUCUAAUUUAGACAACAGAAUUUCAGAACAACUUGAAGAUCAUAAUUAUGAUGAUUUCCAGCCUCCGGAACACGGCGAACUGACCAGUGAAGAUUUUCGAGUUGACACUGACUCUUUCGUUUGUGAACAAGAACCUACAUUUGCUGAAAGUUGUACUAUUUUUGAUCCACAGGACCACUUUGAUGAUAAAAGCUUGUCCACAACCCAAGAGAAUAUAGAUAUUUCAACCAUAAAUAGCAGUUUACAAAAUGAAACCUCAACCUCAAAAGAAUCAAAAAUGUCACAGAACUGCCUUAACCUUCCACAGCCCCCCAUAGAAAAUAUAUCCUUGCAGCAAACUUUAGAUGAUCCCAUGCCAACAAAUCAGCCUAAAGAGUCCAUCCAAGAGAAAACUGUGUUUGAUUCCUCAGUAGAAAUGUUUUCUAGUUUCAUGUCAAAAAUCAACGUGUUCUCAAGUGAACCCCCAAAGACAUCUUCUAGUUUUUCUUUCACACCUCAGUCUACAUCUUCUUUGCCAAAGAAAAACUCCUUGUUUAACAUUUCAUCUGGACCUCAAAAUAAAACUUUUUCCACUGAUUUGUUUGGAAUAUUUACUUCUCCAAGUCCAGCACCCAGUAAAAUGGCUGAAACCUUAGUGAAGGACCCCAAGCAAAGUGGUGUUCCCAAUGUAAGCAUGCCAACAGCAGUUCAUAUAAACAAGCAUUUAAUUAAACAGUCUGAAAUUUGUGAAGGCGUUGCUUUUGAUGAAAGUAGCGAGACAAUGAAAGAAAAUCAUUUGAAAACUGAUGAUGUUAUUGAAACCCAAAUAGUUUGUCCCUCUGAAGCUGCACCUUCAGACAACAAAGACCUGGUUCACGACAUUGAUUUGUGCAUCGUAAAUCGAACUGAGGAGUGUGGAAGUCACAUCUCUGGAACAGAUAAUUCUUCUCAACAUUUAUCAGUUGCUGAGUCGUCCUCUGAACUAUUUGAUGCAAACACAGAUUUGCAAAUUAAUGCACAAAAUGUGACUUUAUCUGAACCAGAGAAUGCUGCAAAGGAUUCCCUUUCAUCAAACUUUAAUGUGCAAAGUAUGAUCACCAGCCCGUCUCAUGUUCCACAGGCUUUGGGAAAAGAUGCAGGAUAUAUACCAUUACCCACACACCCUCCUCCUCCACCAGCUUCUGAAACACUAGAGUUUGGUUUUAUGUCUUCCUUGAAGAAGUUUUCUUCCUCCUUAUUUGAUAUGGGAAAUGAGGGCAAAUACAAUAAACAGUAUGACAGCCAGUCAUCUGUCUUUGGAAAGAUCGAAUUGUCAUUUCCUUGGCAGAAAGAUUCCAAAGAAGGUCUGCUUGGAAGUGCUGUGGACAGCCACCAGGUGGUUUUACAGUCUCCUCCUAAAAAUGUGACUGCAAAAAAUGAGGAGAACCUCCAUACAGAUAGUAUAGCUUUAAAUCAAGAAAACAAGGACCUUUUUCACCCACUUUCUUCUGCUUUGCCAGUUGAGGGAAGUUCUUCUGCUUUGCCAGUUGAGGGAAGUUCUUCUGCUUUGCCAGUUGAGGGAAGUUCUUCUGCUUUGCCCAUUGAGGACAUUACUUCCGCAUUGCCUGUUAGGGAAAGUCAUUCUAUAUUGCCUGCUGAAGAAAGUCCAUCUAAACUGUCAGAUAAUGAAAGUUCUCAAGCUUGCAAACUACCCAGCGAUAAACCAUUGAGCACUGAAGAUUCCAUUAGUGCUUCAUCAAGUCCCACACCUGUUUUCGAAAAAUGCUCAAGAAGCUCCUUAGAUGAUCAGUAUGAGCCAGAACUUAAGCCAAGUGAGCUUACUGUUCCAUCUAGAACAGGUACGCCCACAUAUUCACAGAAGCAAUCAGAGAAGAUACAAGUGGAGCCUAGGAAACCAAAAAGGCCAGUUUAUAGUGAAUGCAUAAUAAAUGGCAUAAGGUGCCAUUUAUAAUGCAGACGUAGAUUUUGUGUAUUGAUACCAUAGAUCAUCCCCCUGCCUCCCUUUUUAGCUAGCUAAGUUAGUCUGUCUCUCAGUAAAACCUCCAAGUAUUGCAGCUUGUUAGUUCCCAAGCAUAUGUAGUAAAAAUGAAUAUUAGAUUCCACUUGCCCCAUAGUAAUUUAUCCUCACGUGUUGAUCUUUUAACCAUUCCCCAUCCUACCUGAUCAUCAAGCAUUUUCUCCACCUCAGGAGAAGACCUUUCUAGAUGAUCAUUUGUAUUUUUAGUAGACUUCUGCUUAGAAGCUUUUGCAUUUUUUUUUUCUUGUCAAGGAUAAUGGUUCGUCAUUACAAGAGGGUACUAGGACACCAGGGCCUUAUGGGAGAUCUAAAUUUUUUUUAAAAAAAUUAUUCAUUAUGUAUAAAAAUUAAAAUUCAUGUUUGUAUGGCCCAUCAUUUGGGGGAUUUUCUGGCUAAAACACCACAGCGCUGAUGCAAUAUCAGUAUUAGAGGACUGUUCUUAGUACCCUCGGUGGUGUAAUGUCUCCAGAAUGAGCAAAAUCAAAGACGUACAAGAGAGGAACCCAUAACAGGCUCACGUUGUGCUUUGAUUGCACUUUUCCUGUAGAUGUGAAGAUUCUCUAUGCACUAACAUUACAGUUUGUUCCAUAUGGAAUUGGCCUGGUUGGUUGUUUUUGUUCAUAGAUAAGGGUGAGCAACUUUAUGUUGCACAAAUAAUAACUGCUGUUCAGUUACUGCAAAUAGAAUCUCUCUCCGUUUGUUCUGUCUCUGACAUCAUCUGCUUGGUGUAUGAUGAAAGCUAAACUAGGCUUCCGCUACCUGAAUUCCUUAUAAGCCCUGGAAACCAGCAGAAAAAGUGUUUGUACCCUUAGUAACCCCAGCCUUCCUCAUGCCUUCUGUGUCGGAACGGCUUCAAUCAACUAAUGACAGUUUCUAUGAGUACAAUUGGGCAAAGCAAGUCCCAUCUAACCUUGGUGAGCUGAAACGCUAAUACUUUUGGCUAUGUCCAUGCUUGGGCCUUGAGAAGUAGAAAAUUCAAUUACCAGUGCACAGAUAAUUCCCCUACUGACCCUUCCUUGGAGAAACGAGUGUAAUAAUGUUCAUUUAAAGCUUUAAGUAAUUGUUUGUGUGAAACAGACAAGCAUCAAGCUUUAAUUUCCCAUCCUCCCUGCAGCACAACUACCCAUUGGGUGCUGUUACAUUAUCAUUCUGUAUUCCGUCUGUCUCUGCUUCUCAAUUUCUCACAUUCACUGAAAACCUCUUGCUUAAAGGAAAACUAUACCCCCCAAACAAUGUAGGUCUCU